This is a messenger RNA of Saxophila tyrrhenica, 1056 nucleotides long. It is a transcript of the gene RFC4, whose product is annotated as replication factor C subunit 4. The transcript has 3 exons. Gene Ontology annotation, molecular function: ATP binding; DNA clamp loader activity; ATP hydrolysis activity. Gene Ontology annotation, biological process: DNA repair; DNA-templated DNA replication. The record is from RefSeq and is a predicted model, not a curated record. Bases 1 to 1056 code for a protein of 351 amino acids. NCBI's taxonomy places the organism in Eukaryota, Fungi, Ascomycota, Dothideomycetes, Mycosphaerellales, Extremaceae. Gene Ontology annotation, cellular component: Elg1 RFC-like complex; DNA replication factor C complex; Ctf18 RFC-like complex.
AUGGCUAUAGCAGAGUCCUCCAAGGACGCCGCAAAUGGUGUAAAAUCACACGCAAAUGGCGCGCCGUCAAACUACGAGCUGCCAUGGGUCGAAAAGUACCGCCCCGUCUUCCUCGACGACAUUGUCGGCAACAACGAAACCAUCGAGCGGCUCAAGAUCAUCGCGCGCGACGGCAACAUGCCCCACGUCAUCAUCAGCGGCAUGCCCGGCAUUGGCAAGACCACUUCCAUCCUCUGCCUCGCUCGCCAGCUCCUCGGGGACGCCUACAAGGAAGCCGUCCUCGAGCUGAACGCCAGUGACGAGCGCGGUAUCGAUGUCGUGCGGAACAGGAUCAAGGGAUUUGCGCAGAAGAAGGUGACGCUGCCGGCGGGGAGGCAGAAGCUCGUAAUCCUGGAUGAAGCGGACAGCAUGACGUCUGGUGCGCAGCAGGCGCUGAGAAGGACGAUGGAGAUUUACUCGGGCACGACACGAUUCGCGUUUGCGUGCAAUCAGAGCAACAAGAUCAUCGAGCCGCUGCAGUCAAGAUGCGCCAUACUCAGAUAUUCACGGUUGACCGAUGGGCAGGUAGUGAAGAGACUCUACCAGAUCUGUCAGGCGGAGGAUGUACAAUAUAGCGACGAUGGAAUUGCGGCGCUGGUUUUCAGUGCAGAGGGUGAUAUGCGACAGGCGAUCAACAAUCUGCAGAGUACCCAUGCGGGCUUCGGCUUCGUUAACGGGGAUAAUGUGUUUCGGGUCGUCGACAGCCCUCAUCCUGUCAAGGUUCAGGCAAUGAUCAGAAGUUGUCAGGAGCAGAAGAUUGACGAUGCUUUGGAUUCACUGAAGGAGCUGUGGGAUCUGGGCUACUCCUCCCACGACAUCAUCUCAACCAUGUUCAAGGUCACUAAAACCAUCCCUGCACUGUCUGAGCACACGAAGCUGGAGUUUGUCCGCGAGAUCGGCUUCACCCACAUGAGGAUACUGGAAGGCGUGCAGACAUAUUUGCAACUUGCCGGGUGCGUGGCCAAGCUCUGCAAGCUGAACAUGAAGCCGCAGUUGCUCGUCGUCCCGAAGUCGUGA